Molecule: messenger RNA, 879 nt
Organism: Juglans microcarpa x Juglans regia
Lineage: Eukaryota; Viridiplantae; Streptophyta; Magnoliopsida; Fagales; Juglandaceae
Product: zinc finger protein 10-like
Exons: 1
Coding region: 1-879 (292 amino acids)
Source: RefSeq, a predicted model, not a curated record
AUGGAAGAAGCUUCGUAUUGGAUGUGGAUGAAGAGGAAAAAAAUGUUACAGUCGUAUUCUCAACCAUCAAUGAAUUAUUUUAACAAUACAUGGGAAGAAAAGGCUUUUGCAGAAGAUGCAGCCGGGCCUUUUGGGGGAUGCGUAUGGCCUCCGAGAUCUUAUUCUUGUAGUUUUUGCAGUAGAGAAUUCAGGUCUGCCCAAGCCCUAGGUGGUCACAUGAAUGUCCAUAGAAGGGAUAGGGCAAGGCUGAAACAAUCUCCUUGGCCCCUCAAUGAUGAAGCCUGCCAUUAUCAAAAUCAAGAUCCGAAUCAUUCUAAGUCACUCGGUGUUAAGUUUUCAACCGAGCUCUGCAAGUUUCGUCUCUAUCGAGACCCUAAAUCUAGCCCCACUAUUGUUGCAUCAGGUGCUCUAUCGCCUUCAAGGGUUUCAGCCUUAAAUACUCCAGAAAAUUUUAGGGAACAAAUUAGUACUGUUGCAUCUGCUGAUCAGUCGACGUCUUAUAUUUCUCAAUCUUGGUCUGAAUCCGCGGGGGUUCGACUUCUCAGUAUCUCGUCAGAAUCAAAACCAGGAGUGGAAAAUAAUCUAAGAGAAGAAGAUCACUCUAUAUAUCUGGGAAAUGCUGAUUAUGUUGAAACUGACUUUUCUGUCGGCAGGAAUUCGUUUGUUAGCCAAAACCGACCAACGUCUGGGUCUUGUGGGGUUGAGGCAGUCAGUUGCAAGCGACCAAAGAGUGCUGUUUCUUCACUGUCAUUCUUUCUGAAGUCAUGUUCAGAUGAUAGAUGCCACCUUCAGUCAAAGGCAACUGGAGUACUCAAGCCUAACAGCAUAGAGGACUUGGAUCUUGAGCUCAGGCUUGGUGAUCCACCUAAACUGAAGUAG